Molecule: messenger RNA, 18570 nt
Organism: Salvelinus sp. IW2-2015
Lineage: Eukaryota; Metazoa; Chordata; Actinopteri; Salmoniformes; Salmonidae
Source: RefSeq, a predicted model, not a curated record
AUGCCCACUGUCCUCACACUGGCUGGGUUUAUUCUGGCUCUGUCCAUCCCGAGUGCCAGGCUUGAGUCAGCUGAGCUGAGGUUCCUGGGACAGACGGACUUCGUGGUCAACGAGAGCAGCCGCACCGUGGUCCGCCUGGUGGUGGAGAGGAUCGGAGACCCGGUCAACGUGACCACACUGGUUCUGUUGGAGGGAGAUGACACAGGGGACUUUGAGGCCACCACGGCUGCAGCCUUCCUGCUGUCGUCAGAGGCCAGUAAGACCAUCUUCAUCGCUGUAAGGGACGACGAGCUGCCCGAGGCCGACGAGACCUUUGUCUUCAACCUAAGGCUACAGAGCUCCUCCAAUGGCGUGAGACUGGGGACCCCCAACAGAGCCACUAUCACCAUCCUGUCCAAUGACAACGCCUUCGGAAUAAUUUCCUUCAACUCCACUGAACAGAUUGUCGUGGAUGAGCUUAGAGGUAGGAGCCAGUAUGUGCCUCUCAGCCUGGUCAGAGAGAAGGGGACGUAUGGGACAGUGACGGUCAACUUUGAGAUCUCUGGAGGCCCUAACUCUGCCCUGGAGGACCUCAGUCCAGACCGGGGGAACAUCACCAUCCCACCUGGACGGGCUAUGGUGGUCUUCAGCAUCCUCAUCCAGGAUGACCAGAUCCCUGAGGAUGACGAGGUGUUCACAAUAAAGCUGACGGGCGUGGCGGGCGGGGCACUCCUCAACCCCAACGGCAGCAGCGUGGAGCUGAAGAUCCGUCGUAACGACAGCCCAUUGCGCUUCUCCCUGUCCCUGGUGGCCGUGGCCGAGAACGCCGGGGUCAUCUCCCUGACCGUGACCCGCGGCAGCCUGGCUGACCACGGCCGUCUGGUGGGCUCCGACGACACGGAGGUCUCUGUAGACUACGUGGUCGUCAGUGGCGAAGGGGCGGGCAGCGCCACACCGACAGUGGAUUUUGUGGACCUGCAGACGGUGCACAGGGUGACGUUUCCCCCGCGGGUUUACGAGGUGCAACUGCUCUUCAGAGUCAACGAUGACAAGGUGCCGGAGAUCGCAGAGUCGUUCCAAGUGGAGCUGCUGGAGGAGACUGUGAGAGGAGAUGCCGUGCUGAUCCCUCCCAAAGCCAUCCUGGUCACCAUCGAACCCAAUGACAAGCCACACGGGGUCCUGUCAAUCAGCAGCAGCCCUCUCAUUCAGCCAAUCAGUAUCAACGAGGAUGUGACGGACAGAUUUGACGGUAUCUCCGUUGUGAGGAACGGUGGGAACUAUGGCGACGUCUCCGUCAACUGGACCAUCAGUCGGAACUCCAGUGACCGCUCGCCCGUGUCAGAUGACCUGAGCCCAGAAAGGGGCAUGUUGCGGUUCAGGGCGGGUCAGAUGAGUACGGCCCUGCUGUUGAACAUCACAGCGGACAAGCUUCCAGAGGAGGCCGAGGCCUUCGUCCUCCGACUGCUGCCGGACACUGUGCAGGGAGGGGCCGAGGUGGACGAGCCUAUGGAGAUGGUGUUUUACAUCCAGGACAGUGAUGAUGUGUACGGCCUGUUCCUCUUCCACCCCGAGAAGACCCAGACCAUCCAGAGUCGACCCGACAGCCGCUUCCUGUCCCUCAGCUUUCUGCGGGAGGGGGGUACCCUGGGGGAGGUGGCCCUGUCCCUCACCGCCCUCUACAUCCCUGCUGGGCCCGUGGACCCUGGGCUGGCCCGGGACAGGGUGCUGGACGCUAGCCGCUCUAGUACCGUGCUGUUCUCUCAGGGCCAGGACCAGGCCAGACUCACCCUGCCUAUCCGCAACGACGCCUUCCUGCAAAACGGAGCCCACUUCCUUAUCCAGCUGGACAGUGUGGACCUGGUCAGUAUCAGCCCUCCGAUCCCGUCUGUGAGUCCUCGCUUCAGAGGGGCGGUCAACCUCACCCUCACAGUCACCCCUGACAUCGCAAAUGGGGAGAUUGGCUUUACCAGUAACACUACGGUGGUGGUGUAUGAGCCAGAGGACACCAACACUAGCACGGUGACCCUCAGCCUGCGGCGGGAUGGGACAGAUGGACAGGCUGUGGUAUUCUGGAGCCUUCGACCAAUCGGAGACAACCAGGCUGACGUCACCCCUGACGACCUGAAACCCCUGAGCGGCUCAGUGGUGUUCCUGACUGGACAGAGUGACGCGGUCAUCAACGUCACCGUCAUGGCCGACAACAUCCCAGAGGUCAACGAGACCCUUCUCCUCACCCUGGACAGGACUAACGUUGAGAACCAGAUCCUGAAGCCUGGCUUCACCCGUCGAGAGAUUGUCAUCGUGGAGAACGACGACCCAGGUGGAGUCUUUGAGUUCUCCUCCUUCUCCAGAGGACCCUGGUACAUCAACGAGGGUGAGGCGGUGGAGCUGCGUGUGAUCCGGACCAAGGGGCAGCUGCUCAAACAGCUGGUGCAGUACGCCCUCAUUCCCUCGGGCUACACAGAGUUCUACGGCGCUAUCGGUAUCCUAGAGUUCAAGCCCGGGGAGAGGGAGGUGCUGGUAGCACUGGUGGCACGGCCUGACGGGGUCCCCGAGCUGGAUGAGACAUUCUCGAUGGUACUCAGCAGCUACAGCACUCCAACCAGUCGCCUUGGCGACCACCGAGAGGUCAACAUCACGGUGCGCAGGAACGACGACCCCUUUGGGGUCAUCGAGUUCAUCCGUUCUGGACUGGCAGAGGCCAUCAACGAAAGCAAAGGCUCCCAGUCUCACUCAGUGGCCUAUCCCGUGAUGAGGAACAGGGGUCGCUUUGGGGAGGUGUCAGUGUCCUGGGUCCUAGAGCCCCACAUGUCAGCUGACGUCAGUCCCGUACAAGGAUACAUUGUGUUUGCUGAGGGGGAGUAUAUGAAAAACCUCACCCUCUUCUCUGUACCUGAUGAGAUCCCAGAGGCAAUGGAGAAUUUCACCAUCACUCUCCUUAAUGCGACAGGGGGAGCAAGACUUGGGAACAUACUCAACGCCAGCUUGCACAUAAACAAAAACGAUAACCCGAUUUACUUUGCAGAGCCUGUGGUUGUCAGGCUUCAGGAGGGGGGCGUGGCUAACUUCACCGUUUUGAGGGCUGGUCCGGCUGACUUUGUUGCCACGGUGAUGUAUCGCGUGGACUAUGGCGAGGCGUCACCUCGUGACUUGGCCCCGCUGAGUAACAACACUGUGCUGGUGUUUGGCGUGGGACAAUGGAUGAAGAACAUCUAUGUAGUCGUGGAGGAGGACGACAUACCUGAGACCGAAGAACCGUUCUAUAUCAUUCUCUACAACACUACAGGUGACGCUGUUGUGUAUGGGGCGGACACAGCAACAGUGGUGAUUGAGGCCAAUGAUGAGGCCAACGGAAUAUUCUCCCUGGAAUCGAGAGAGACGCCUGUGAAAGAGGGCAAUACCAACAACUUCUAUGUUAUCAGGGCCAGGGGACACUUUGGCAACGUGACGGUGUUCUGGCGCCUUUAUGCCAAUAACACAGCCCUGGAGCCUGGUCAUGAGUUCAUCAACACCUCUGGCUCCAUCACCUUCACCACGGGAGAGGAGACCAAGCCCAUUGUCCUGCAGGCCAUCUCAGACCAGCUCCCGGAGUUCAACGAGUUCUACGUCCUCAGACUCAUCAACAUCUCAGGUGGUUACCCUGGCGAGGGUGGCCGAUUGGCUACUACAUCCCUCAAUGCAUCCGUCCUGAUACCCUUCAACGAUGACCCCUUUGGAGUGUUCGCCAUAGCUGAUGACAACCUGGACCAGGAAGUGGCUGAGGACGUCCUGUCAGAACUGGACAUGUCUGAUGUCACUUCCUUCAACAUACUGCGGCGGCAGGGCACCUUCGGGGAUGUGCGGGUUGCCUGGGAGAUCGUAUCUGACCGUUUCCCUCUCGGCCUCCCUCCUAUGCAGGACCUCCUUCUCAGCGCCUUCUUCCCCAAGGAGGUGGAGCUCAGGCCCAACUCCAGGAGGCACCACUCAGGCACCGACGCCUGGCUCUUCUCGGGCCGCCAGGGGGCCUACGGCACCAUCAGCCCAGAGGACGGGCUUGGCAACCUGGCUAACUUCACCUUCUCGGCCUGGCUGAUUCCCAGGCUGGACACCAACGGCUUCAUCGUGUCUAAGGGUAACAGUAACAGGACGUUGUACUAUGGGGUGAAGGUCCAGACUAAUGAUUCUCAUGUGAGCGUGACGCUGUACUACACAGCCCUGGGGGCCAACUACACCCAGGUGGCCCGGACCACGGCAGAGAGGUUUGUGGAGGACAACGUGUGGCUCCAUGUGGUGAUCACGGCGGGUGAUGGGAUGAUUGAGUUCUUCCUGGAUGGGAACCUCAUGCCCGGAGGGGUCAAGAGUCUAAAAGGAGAGGCCAUCACUGACGGUUUAGCUCCGGUGCGGAUCGGCUCGGACCCCUACGGAGAGGAGCGUUACACGGGCCUCCUGCAGGAUCUGCGUCUCUACCACAGCAGACUGACUCGCUCAGAGAUCCACGAGCUCCACGCGCAGCCCGCCAAGACGGACCUGAUGAACAUCUCUGGCUACCUGCAGUACAGGCAGGACGAGAGGCAGAAGGCCUUUGUGGUGAAGGUGCGGGACGACAAGGAGGAGGAGGGGGAGGAGGUGUUCUACUUGCAGCUGGUGGCGGCCCACGGGGGGGCGCGCCUCCCCCUCCCCCGCCCCACCGCCACCCUACGGGUGAUGAAGAGUGACAACGCCAACGGCUUCUUUGGCUUCACCGGCACCUGCAUACCAGACACGUCAGAGGAAGGCUCCACCAUCUCCUGUGUUAUUGAGCGGACGCGCGGGGUUCUGGACCACGUCUAUGUGAACUACACGGUCACUCAGCUUAACUCAGACAGCCAGGCUCCGGCCCACCAGGACUUUGCCAAUGCCAGCGGCUCGGUGCUCUUCCUUCCCGGUCAGCGCUCUGAGGUCCUGAACCUGCUGGUGUUGAAUGAUGACACCCCUGAGUUCGCAGAGUCCUUCCAGGUCACUCUGGUGUCAGCAGAGUCAGGCGAUGGGAAGCCAGGCUCCACCCCCACCAGUGGGUCCAGCAUCAAUCCUGACCACUCAGCUACCAGUGUCACCGUCAUGGCCAGCGACCAUCCCUACGGUCUGCUCCAGUUCCAACGGAGCCUGCCGGCUGAGGGCAUAAUCCGCCCGGCAAGAGAGCCUGCCCACGUCACGGUCAACGAGGAUGAUGGCGAGGUUCGCCUGCUGGUGGCCAGGGCCCAAGGCCUCCUGGGAAGAGUCAUGGUCGGCUACAGGACCUCACCGUUUACCGCCGCCAGCCCCGAGGACUAUGAGGACUCAGACGGCAUGCUAGACUUCUUGCCAGGAGAACGCUUCAAGUACAUCAGUGUGACCGUCAUAGACAACCCCGUCCCUGAGUUGGACAAGGUGUUCAGAGUGGAGCUCUACAACCCUGACGGAGGAGUGGGUCAGUUCCUUCGAAGUGAAGGCAGUGGCAGUGGAGAAAGUGACACUGACUUCUUCCUCUUGUCCUCUCACCACCGUGCCAGCUUGGGAGUUGCCUCCCAUAUCACUGUGACCAUCGCUGCCUCUGACGACGCACACGGAGUGUUUCAGUUCAGCCUGGACUCUCUGUCUGUCAAUGGCACUGAGCCUGAGGAGGGACGCAGCAUUGUGCUGCUGCAGGUGAUGCGGUUGUUUGGUGCCUUGUCCAACGUAACUGUAUUCUGGGAGGCUGAUGUCAGCUCUGAGGAAGACCUCAUCAGCAGGGCCGGGAACAUCACUUUCCACGUGGGCCAGACCAGGGGGGAGAUUGAGCUACAGGUGGCCCAGGACGAGGUGCCGGAGCUGGACAAGAGAUUCGGUGUGUCCCUAGUCAACGUCUCCCAUGGGCGUCUGGGUGUGAGGACUGAGGCCACUGUGACCGUGCUGGCCAGUGACGACCCCUAUGGAGUGUUUGUGUUCUCGGAGAGCAGCAGGCCGGUCCGCCUGCCUGAGGGCCACACCCUGGUCACCCUCACCAUCUACAGGCAGAGGGGGCUGAUGGGAAGGGUGCGCGUUACGUACGGGACCCUGAGUGAGGCUGACGCCGCCCCCUUCAUGACCCCGGGGGUGGGCCGGGCCAACGAGGGGAAUGACUUUGUCCCCCUCCUGGAGUCGGUGGUGUUCACAGCCAAUCAGAGUGAGGCUAAAGUAACCCUUCGAGUGCUGGAUGAUGAAGAGCCUGAGAGGGAUGAGUCUGUAUUCAUGGAGCUGAUCAGUGUCAAUCUCAUAGGAGGAGGACAGCAUGAGAGAUUAAUUGUCCAGUCUCCUCGUCUUGGUCCGAAGGCAGAGAUCGUGGCCCAGGUCAUAGUAGAGGCCAGUGAUGACGCCUUUGGGUUUCUGCAGCUGUCCGCCCCUGCCGUCAACGUGGCCGAGAACUAUGUUGGACCCAUUAUCAAUGUCACACGCAUUGGGGGAAUUUUUGCUGACGUAUCUGUGAAGUUCAGAGCUGUACCAAUGACUGCCAGAGUUGGUGACGACUACAGCGUAGCGUCCUCUGACGUGGUUCUCCUGGAGGGGGAGACCAGUAAGCCAGUUCCCAUCUACAUCAUUGAUGAUGUGAUUCCUGAGCUGGAGGAGACCUUCCGCAUCGAGUUGCUCAACGUCACCACAGGGGGUGCUAAACUGGGGGUGCUCACCCGCACCAUCAUCACCAUCCUGCCCUCCGACGACCCCUUUGGGGCCUUUGCAUUCCAGGUGACACUGCCCAUCGUGCGAAACGCUGGAGCCAUAGGGACCGUGGUUGUCCAGUGGCGAGCCACGGUGAACGGCAGAGCAGCAGUAGGGGACCUCCAGCCUGUGUCAGGAGAGGUCACCUUUGCGCCAGGAGAAACUAUGAAGACGUUGAAAGUUGAGGUCCUAGCAGACRAUGUGCCGGAAAUUGAGGAAAUAAUCAAGGUGGAAUUGWCUAGUGCCACUAAUGGAGGAAACAUUGGAAGAGACAAAACAGUCAAUAUCAUUGUCCCAGCCAAUGACAACCCGUAUGGAACGGUCUACUUUGAGCAGUCUGUGUAUCAAGUGCAGGAACCUCUCGAGGGAAUUUUUGUGGCCAACAUUACUGUCCGUCGAAGUGGUGGUCAUUUUGGCCGAGUGGAGGUCCUCUACAGCACCUCAGAGAUAGACAUAGUGAGCAUGRCCCAGACUGAAGGCCMGAACCUGCUGUUGUACUACAGCCCCCCGGUGUCAGGAGUGCCCUCUGGCGCCCCCCGCAGGCCAGUCAACAUCAGCUCCCAAGGGGACCCCCUGGUUGUCUGUGCUGCUGCCUGCCUAAGGGAGAGAGCCUGCCAGGCCUUUUCCCUGUCUCUUCCUGGGGGAUCUUCCCCCAUGGCCUCCUGCACCUGGGUGACCAGCGGGGCCGCCCAGCUGACCGCGUCCGCCCAGACCCUCACCUACACCAAAAACACCACGGCCACCACCGCUCUCUUCAGCUCGCAGGCCGUGGCGGGGAGUGACUACACUACGACAGCACAGACAGCCAUCUUGGAGGACGGCUCAGGUGAAGCCAACCUGACCGUGCCCAUUCUGACGGACAAACUCCCCGAAAUGGACGAGAGCUUCUCCAUCCGCAUCCUGAAGGUGGUGCUGGUGAAUUUGACGGUGGCUCAGAAGAACCUGCCCUCCAUAGGGCAUCCGGACAAGGCAGUGGUCACAAUAGGCAUGAAUGGGGAUGCCUUUGGGGUGUUUCUCAUCUACAGCCUCAGCCCUAAUGCUACACAGGACGGGCUCUAUCUGGAGGUGAGGGAGGRGCCACGUGUGUCAGUACCCCUGGUCAUAGAGAGGAGGGGGGGCAGCCUAGGGCAGGUGACUGUGGAGUGGAGGUUCGUGGGUGGAAUGGCUACACCGGGCACUGACUUCACCGGGACUGGAGAAACACUUGUCUUUGCCGAUGGCGAUUUUAAGAAGAACAUUGAGAUAGUGAUCGUGGAUGAUUUGGAGCCCGAGGACAGCGAGAAUCUGAUGGUUGGCUUGGUGAAGACUGCGGGAGGCAGUCGGAUCCUGCCCAGCUCAGACACGGUCACCAUCAUCAUCCUGGCUAACGACAACGUGGCUGGGGUGGUGGGCUUCCACUCAGCCUCACGCUCUGUUAUCGCCAGAGAGGGGGAGAGGCUGCCCCUGCUGGUGAGCAGGACAGCUCCUGGGCUGGGGAACGUCACAGUAGACUGGGCCAUUCAAGGACCCCGCGUUGGCAGGACCUUCACACCCACCUCAGGACUACUAUUCUUCACUGGGGGAACACUGGACACCACCAUAGUCCUCCAGCUGCUUGAAGACUCAAAACCUGAGGAGAAGGAGCUGUACAGGGUGAUCCUGUCCAACGUCCGCACAUAUGGUGUUCUGGUAACGGGUCACGGAGCGCUGGAUGACCAGGGGCGCGAGGCGGUGGUUACCGUGGAGACCAGUGAUGGGCCGUUUGGGAUGCUUAGCAUCGCCCCGUCCUCCCUCAGUCUGACCACGGAGGAGCGCGACGGCACCCUCAAUGUCUUCAUCAACAGAGAGUUUGGGGCUUCAGGGGUAGUGAAUAUCAGCUAUGAGACGGUCCGAGGAUCCCUCCAGGACCUUUCCCAGGUGGAAGGGGGCGGGGCCCUGGCUGAACCAGGACAGGACUUCCUCUCUGUAUCGGGCUCAGUGAUCCUGCAAGAUGGACAGAUCUCUGUGGCCAUCCCUGUCACCAUACUGGAUGAUGACAUCCCUGAGUUGGAUGAAUUUUUCCUGGUCAACGUAACGUCUGCAGUACUCAUCACCACCCUCACACCCGGUCCUAAACUAGAUACACAUGGUUUGGUGGCAGAAAUCAGCAUUGGUGCCAAUGAUGGAAUUCGAGGUGUCAUUGAAUGGACAAAUACUAACUUUGAGGUGAAUGAGACCAUGGGUAUGCUGAACCUGGUGGUCUACAGGAGCUCAGCGACCUACGGAAACGUGUCACUCUUCUUCUACACUCAGAACCUGGAAGGUCAGCUGGGUCUGGACUACAAUGCCACACCAUCGAUGCUCCACUUCGCUGAUGGCGAGAGGCAUCAGUUUGUUGAGGUGCAGAUCAUUGAUGACGUCAUCCCAGAGGGAGCUGAAAGGUUCCAGCUCAUUCUGGCUAAUCCAUCAUCUGGGCUAAAGCUGGGAGCCAAUACCACAGYAACGGUGAACAUCUUGGCCAGCGACGAUGGCCACGGUGUCAUAUCCUUCAACAGCAGCCAGCCCUUCCUGCUGAGGGAGCCCACGUCSCUGUCCGGGCUGGGGGAGAGCGUUGCCACCCUGUACGUUGUGCGUGACCCACCCCAGGGCACCUUCGGCACCGUCACUGUCCAGUUCACCAUUACAAACGCCAACGGAACACUGGCCCAGGACGACCUCAUACCCUGGCAGGGCUUUGUGGUGCUGGAGGACGGAGUCAAGGUCAAGACUUUGGAGAUCUGGGCAGUUCUGGACGCUGAGCCUGAGGUGAACGAGACAUUCACGGUGACCCUGUCCAGUCCAACUGGAGGGGCGCGGCUUGGAGACACACUCUACACAGGCAUCACUGUGCUGCAAAACUCCGCCCCUCUGGGCCUCUUCCGCAUCGCCUCCUCCCUCAACAGGACUGAUAGCUCUGUGGUGGGGAAGGAGGGCGGUAGGACCGUGUUCUUGACUGUGUCCCGCAGUAAAGGUCUGGAGGCAGCGGUCAGUGUGGAGUGGGAUACUCAGUCGGACACAGCUGUUGCCGUGGAGGGGAGYCUUCCAGUGAUGGCAGUGUAUCAGAUCUUCUCAGAGACCCCCACCUCAGGCUGGUGUUCCCUGGCUGGUGGAGCCUCUCCUCUGGCCAUGAGGCUAGACAGGCCCUCAACUGGAGGCUCCAACCAGACCCACGCCACUCUUUACAGGUGGCAGGGGGUGUUGGUGCCUAUACAGUCGGUGACGAUCCAAGACCCUGGGAUGUGUGUGGGUUUCUCUGUGAACGGCUCAUCCUAUGUAGCGAUCACACAUGGCGCCCUCCCGGACUACCCUGCUGUCAACCUCAGCCUGUUCAGAGUGCAACAGGACCUCAAUCUAACCCUGGAACAAUCACUGGCUGUUGAAGCUCUUGAUGUUAAACACUUCUCCAUUGAAAAAAGACACUACUUGAUUGCCUCAAGCCAGGUGUUCGUUUGGACCGGAAGUGUCUUGGCUCUCCAUCAGAGCCUGGAGCUUCAGGGUGUCCUCAUCGUGUCUCCCUUCUCCCAUGGGACCAGCCUCUACCUGGUUGUCUGUGUGAGGAKAAAGACGGGCGACGGCUGUGUGCUGUUCCAGUGGAGUGGAGGGCACUUCCAGAACCCUAGGCCUCUGCCUGUCAGCAGCAGAGCUCAACAAGUAGAGUCUCUCAACAAAGGAGCAGACACUCUUCUUUUGGUCGUCACCGAAGGUGACCUCAUGUUCCUUUCCUCCUGUGAGGUGUUUGUAUGGGGUUCCCAGCAGCUGUUCCCCAGCACAGCCAGUCUAUCCCCAUCCUGGCCUGGCCUCUGCCCAGCCUUCACUCUACCCUCAGGGAUCACCCAUCUCCUGCUGGCCGGGAGCAACGGCUCAGCGCUGUACACCUGGAGGUCUGACAUCAUGCUGUUUGCCCUGGUGCUCACGUCUCCUCCAGCCUCCAAAUUCCUCUCUCUCCCUUUCCCCUACAUCAACACCACUAAGAGCCUCCUAGCAGCCACCGAGCCCUCAGGCACCACUAUGUAUGAGCUCACCUCUGUCUCCAACCGUUCUGACUUCAUACCCAGCUAUGGCGAGUUGCGUUUUGUGCCUGGUGACCGGGAGUUGGAGAUUGCGGUGAACGUCGUCGACGACGAUGUCCCAGAGGAGGACGAACAGUUCCGGGUGGUCCUGAAGAAUCCCAAGGGAGGGGCUGAGAUUGGCUUUGGUGGUCAGGUGACCGUGCUUAUUCCAACCAAUGAUGACGCCCAUGGAGUCAUAGGCUUCACACAGGGCUCUCUAUCURUGGAAGUGGAGGAGUUGACGAAGGGCAACCCUAUCUCUCUGAGUGUUGAGAGGAGGAGAGGGACCUUCAGGAGACUGACCAUCCACUGGGCAGCCAACGGCAGUCUGGAAGACAUCUUYCCCACGUCAGGAGUGGUGACRUUUUCCCAGGGCCAGGUGGUGGCUACCAUCUAUCUGACCGUGCUAGCAGAUAGCAUCCCUGAGCUGAAGGAGAGGGUCACCAUCACCCUGCUGGAUGUCACCACAGUGGGCCUAGACCAGCUCUCCAGGGGGGCGCUGAUUGACCCCCAGAGAGCACAGGCCCUCCUCACCAUCUUGCCCAACGGCUCACCCUACGGGUUGAUAGGCUGGCACCUGGACUCCCAGUACCUCCUCACACAGGAGCCUCAGACGAGUCCCACUAAUGUCACGCUAACCAUUGUGAGGGAGCAGGAGGCUUCUGGGGAGGUGGCAGUGCACUACCAGACAGGACCAGCCCUAUCCAAGCCCCCCUCCAACCAGGCCAGCACYCCACAGGACUACACACCCCGGGAGGGCACCGUCAUCAUGAAGGAGAACGCCACCCUUGCCCUCAUCACCAUCACCAUACUACCGGAUGAGGCUCCAGAGCUGGCUGAAAGUUUCCUGGUGAACAUCACAGGCGUGGAACUAGUGGGGGGGUUGACUGGGGCGGCCCAGCCCAGUGUGAAGAGGCCUGGCAUGGAGGUGGCUGAGGUCACCAUCCAGGAGAACGAUGACCCACGGGGGGAACUGCAGUUCAACGUCUCCCAGGAAGAGUCUGGAGAGUUGCUGGCCUAUGAGGUGGCUCCGCCCAGAAACGUCCUCCGUCUAGCAGUGGUGCGAUUGGCUGGCAGGACUGGGAGAGUGGUGGUGUACUGGGAGGCUCAGCCAAUCACUGCCAGGCUCGAUGACUUCACUCCCUCUUCUGGGAAUAUCACCUUUCAAGAUGGACAGGGACAGGCCAUCAUAGACAUCAGCAUCGUGGAUGACACGGAGGUGGAGUCUGUGGAGCGCUUCAGUGUGACUCUAAUGCGUGUGAUUGGUGGCGCCAGGCUGGGGGUGGCGAUCUCUGUGACAGUCACCAUCCCACCCAACGAUUCACCCCUGGGCAGCUUCGGCUUCCAGGAGAAGACUUUCACUAUCAGCGAGCCAGAAUUCACUAGUGACCCGGCUGCCAUGGCAACGCUGACGGUGGUGCGAAGUGCAGAAGGCGARGGGGCGGUGACACUGAUGUGGCGCCUGGAGGACACUGCCCGGGACGACCUUUCACCUCUCAAUGGAACACUGGUCUUCAAUGAGACAGAGUUUAGGAGAACGCUGGUGAUCCGGGCUCUGGCUGACGCUGUGUUGGAGGGAGACGAGAGCUUCACUGUCCAGCUCCUGGCUGCCAAGAGUGGUGCUGUAAUCGACCCCGUUAAUGGGUCAGCCACCGUCACCAUCCUGGGAGACCGUGCAGCCCUGGGAAUAGUGGGGAUCGCUGAGGCUUCCAGGAACGUCCUCAUCGGAGAACCUCAGGGAGACUAUAAUGGGACUGCUCUGGUCAGCUUGUACGCGUGCCCUGGCAUCUUUGGAAGAUCCGGUGUACUGGAACAUCACUCUCUGCCUGUGUCCUCUGAGUUUGAGGAGCUGUCUGGCGUAACCACUGAGGGACACGACAGUCCUGCCGCACCCAUACGCCUAAAAGUCAAUGUGACAGUGGUGCGCUCCAUGGGCGGUUUGGGAGUGUGGGUCAAUGUGACAGUGGUGCGCUCCAUGAGCAGGUUUGAGAGUGUGUGGGUGAACCCCUUCUCUUCUCCCCCAGUCAAUGUGACAGUGGUGCGCUCCAUGGGCAGGUUUGAGAGUGUGGUCAAUUUGACAGUGGUGCGCUCCAUGGGCAGGUUUGGGAGUGUUUUGGGUACCUACCAGACAGCAGGCAGUGUAGCGGUCAGUGGAGUGGACUUACCGCGCUGCUCGAGGCGACCUAUGAGCUUCUACCUCAACAUCACCACAGUGGAGCUCCUCAAUGACAGUAAUGUGGACUUCAGUGUGAGGGAGCACGGUCUGCAACGAGACCAGCCUCCAGCCAUCGGCAAAGUUUCCUCCGUCAUGAUCGUCAUCCAGAAGAGUGACAACUCAGAGGGCAUUCUGGAGUUCCUCCCUGACUAUGUCAACAUCACAGUGGAGGAGGAUGUGGGCAGUGCGUCCAUCCCGGUGGUGAGGAGGGUGGGUUACUACGGCCUGGUCACAGCAGAGUACAUCUCUAGGGGUCUGACUGCCAGGGCCGGCCUGGACUACAUCCUGGCCAACGGCUCGCUCACCUUCCUCCACGGCCACAACACCAGUCACAUCAACGUGUCCAUUAUAGACGACCAGGACAGAGAGGACGCCGAGACGUUUGAGAUCCAGCUGUCGGGUGCCACGGGCGGAGCCAUACUGGGUACUCAUCUGAUUGCCAGGGUUACCAUCGCCAAGAGCGACUCGCCCAAUGGCGUGGUCCGUUUCCUGAACGCGAGCGUGAUCACCCUGGUGAACCCCAACAGUAUCCUGAAGUUCAGCCUGCUCCUGGAGAGGGCGGGGGGGUUUGUAGGCAACGCUACGAUAACAUGGAGCAUUCUGGGUCCCAACACCAAAGAGGUSUUACCACCCGUAAACACAGACGUUGGAGAUCCUGUGAACGGAUCAUUCCAUUUCAGAGACGGGGAGGGGGGAUUGCGCACCAUUGAUCUGAGGAUUCUACCCCAUGGGGAGGUGGAGGUGGCGGAGACCUUUGUGGUCGUGCUUCAACUCCUCUCAGGUGACAUGGACAUUGACCCCCGAGCUGGCUCUGUCACACUCAAGAUUGAGAAGUUUGGAGACCCUAAUGGCAUAGUUGAGUUGACAGAGGAGGACCUUAGAGAGCGUGUGUACAGUGAGCCCACAGCCGGCGAGGGGCCGCUCAACAUCUCCCUGCUCAUCACGCGCAGACAAGGUGUUAUGGGCAACGUCACGGUGCACUGGCAGAUCCUGAGUGACUCUGACACAGCGGGGGACUUCUCGGCCCUCAGCGGCUCCGUGGUUAUCCUGGAUGGUCAGAGAGGGGCAGAGGUGGUCCUCACUCUUCUACCCGACGCCGUGCCCGAGCUGGAGGAGCUCUACAUGCUCCGGCUGAGCUCCGUGGAGGGUGGCGCCACCCUGGACACCAACCGCAGUACCACCCUCUUCAGGGUGCGUGCUAACGACGAGCCGCACGGCGUGUUCGGCCUGGCGGCGGAGCGGCAGGCGGUGGUUGUGGUGGGGAGGGGGGCCGGGUUGGUCAGACUCCUGGCCCUGAACGUGACGCGCCAGGCUGGGGCCUUCGGCAACGCCAGUGUGGGCUACCGGAUCAGUACUGGGCCUGGGCUGAAUGGACAGGAGCUGCUAGGUGGGGCGGCUGUGGGGAGAGUCCUGAUCAAGCAUGGAGAGUAUUCAGCCUCUGACUCUGUGCCAAUCAGUACUCAGGUGUUUCUCUCAGUGGGUGUGAACUUUACUUUGGAGCUUACAGACGUGAGCCUCCUGGGACCUCUCUUCAGCUCCCCACCUCGCCUCCUACUGGAGGCCAGGGUCGCCAUAGUGACCGUCCCAGAGGAAGCAGCCAGUGCUGAGGUGGGCUUUGUCUCGUUGGCGUUGCAGGUCUCCAGUGUGGAGACGGGUGUGUGUGAGGCGCUGGUGUACAGGACGGGGUUAUUUGGGGAGGUGAGGGUGGAGUGGAGCGCAGGGUACCCCCCCGGACAGGCUCCGUUAGGAUUCAGGCCUGGAGUCAUCACCCCCAGCUCAGGCUCGGUGACAAUGGCCCAUGGAGAGAGGAGCAAGGCUGUGUCCCUCCAGGCGCUCUCUAAUGUGUCUGAGCCAGCGGCCUUCGCCCUCCACCUCACUGCAGCCGGCUCCAGCUCCCCUGCUCCUGGGGUAGCUAGACUCCGGUCAGGGUUCACGGUGGCAGAGGUUGAGCCUCUGGGGCUGUACCAGUUCGCUCCGGACUCCCGCCAGCUGGUCAUCGAGGAGGACGUGCAGACCAUCACCCUCUACGUYCAGCGGCUCUAUGGUUUUCGUAGCAACCGUACCCGCCUGUCUUACCAGACRGUGUCGGGCAGUGCCCUGGCCGGACAGGACUUCGCUGGAGUGCGGGACGGAGAGCUGUUCUUUGACUCACCUCGCCAGACSUCCGCCUUGCUCCGGUUGUCCGUUCUGGACGACGCACUCUUGGAGCCAGACGAAACCUUCUUUGUCAACCUGACAGACGUCCAGGUACUGAGUGGGGGUGGUGACCCCCAAUCGGGUGACCCCCGGCCCCAUCUCAUCCCACAAYACAGUGUGGCCACCGUUACCAUCCUGGCCAGCGACGUCACGGUGGGGGUGCUGAGCAUCGGGCCGGGACUGGUUGAGACAACAGAGGACAGGGAGGAAGGGAGCCAGCAGGAGAAGAGAGUGCUCCUCAGGGUCCAUAGGUCUAGCAGUCUGGCUGGGUCAGUGAGGGUCAAGGUGCAGGCUUAUGGAGGUGGGAGUGUUGGGGGUCCAUCUCUUCCCUUUGCUCCUGAACACAACAAGACCCUGGCCCUGGUGGGGCAAGACUUCAAGUUGGAGUCCACCCUGGUGUCACUGCAGGAGGGGCAGAGUGAGGCCGAGGUCAGCCUCAUCAUCCUGGACGACUCUGAGCCCGAGGGACAGGAAGUGUUCUUCAUCUACCUCAGCGACCCAGAGGGAGGUGCGCAGAUCGCAGAUGGGCCCAACCAGCAGGGCUUCAGCUCCUUUGCCAAAAUCAUCAUCCUAGGGAGUGAUUUCCAUAACGGGAUAGUGGGUUUCAGUGUGAGUUCUCUGCUGGGUCAGGUUCUGGACGAGGACUCAGAAGUAAACAGAACAGCCCUACUUUACUUGCAGAGACAACAGAACAGGGCCUUUGAGGACGUUGAGGUGAAGUGGCGGGCCACGUUUAGCAGGGCGGGGCCAUCCCUGGUCAACAACGGAGUGAACCUGACACGGGAGCUGUGGCAGACCUCAGGCAAAGUGCUUUGCAGGAGAGGACAGGUCCUCUGUGUCUUCAGCAUGGAGGUCCGACAGGACCAGGUGAGUCCCAGUGCGAUCAGCAGGGCGGCAGUUGUCUGGGUGGAGCUGUUCCGUGCAACUGCUGAGCAGAUCCUGGAGCACCCUGUCCAAGCUGAACAUCACCCUCACCCCGACCAGGCCUCCUCCAACCCCCCGCCGAAGCGCUUUCACGUGGAGCUGUAUGGGCCAGUGGAGGCCAGGGUGCACCCUGAGUACGGCCUGGCCAACGUGACCCUGGUGUCGCACAGAGCCCAGGCUGUGUGGGCCCUGUUGGACCAGCUCCAGCAGCCUCUACAUACCAUACUGGACAGGGUGCUCCAGGAUCUGCUCAGCAAGUUCACGGAACAGCUCACACCAGAACAACUGACCGCCAUUCUCUCUCUGCUUGGCCAGGUGCUUACGGAGGCAGAGCGCACCCCUAUUGCGGACAGCAGCCGUGGCUUGACCUAUGACCUACUGUGUGCCAUGGCCAACCCCAGCCGAGUUGACACAGGGGGCCUGAGCCAACUGGCAGAGGUGGCCGAGCGCUUCGCCUUCUCCCUGCUCACACACAGCCAGUGUGGAGCACAGGCUCAAAGGGGGAGGACCAUUCUGGACACUUGUGCCUACAUUUCCAUCUCUUCCUACCACUGGUACCCUACCCAGAUCAACGGGCACACGUUCACAGGCAAGAACUCAGACACCUUUCAGUUGCCAGAGAACCUCCUGGAGGUGCCAGCCUUGCCCACUGGCACCAUCUCCCCCUCAGCCUGCGGCCGGGUGCAGCUCACAGAGUACAGCACCGAACACUGGUUCCUCACCGACAAAACCACCGCGCUCAACGGCAAGGUGUUCUCUGCCAGCCUGCAGGGCCGAGGGUCACGACCCCUGACUGAGGGUAACGAGGUGGUGUACCGUAUCCACACCCCCGGGUUGAGGGUCAAACCUGGCCAGUCUCUGUGCCUUCUGUGGAGCCAGGCUGUUGAGAGCUGGCUGUCAGACGGGCAGUUCUGCAGGGUAGUGGAUGACAGUGGGAACUAUGUGGAGUGUGCAUGCUCCCACCUGUCUGUGUACACGGCCCACGCCCAGAUGGCUUCCCUGGCCUCCUACAACGAGGCCUUCUACGCCUCAGGCUUCAUCUGCAUCUCAGCUUUCGUCUUGGCCAUCGUAUCCCACCUGCUGUGUUCUCGCUUCCCCAUGUUUGCUGCCAAAUUGCUCACCCACAUGAUGGUAGGCUGCCUUGGGACACAGAUCUGUUUCCUGGUGUCUGCGUUUCGUGGCCGUGUCUACUCAGAGGACAGCUGUGCCGUUCUGGGCCUCUUCUCCCACUACUUCCUCCUGAGCCAGUUCUGCUGGAUGCUACUCCAGGCAGUAAACUUCUGGCAGGUGUUGGUGAUGAACGAUGAGCAGACAGAGAGACGUUACCUGGUCUACUUCCUGCUGGGCUGGGGACUUCCUGCUCUGGUCAUCAUCAUCCUGGUCAUCGUUCUGCUGGGGGGCUUUGGCUGGACCAUACACAGUGUCUACGGCCUGGUCCAUGGGGAUGUGUGUUUCAUUCCUAAUAUCUAUGCUGCUCUGGUACAGGCAGCCCUGGUGCCUCUCAUCUGCCUGGUUGGGGUACUGGUGGUGUUUAUCCAUGCCUACCAGGUCACACAGCAGUGGAAGGCCUACGACGACGUGUACCGCGGGCGCACCAACAGCUCAGAGGUGCCCAUGGUGCUAUACCUGUUUGCCCUGGUGUCCCUGGUGUUGCUGUGGGCAGGACUACACAUGGGCUACAGAUACCUGUGGAUGCUCAUCCUCUACGUCAUCUUCAACCUCCUGCUGGGCCUGUACGUGUUUGCUGUGUACUUCCUGAUGCACAACCAGCUAUGUUGGCCAGCCAAGGCUAGCUACACGGUGGAGAUGAACGGCCAGGGCAGUCCAGACUCCGCCUACCAGGGAGGGGGUGCCGCCACCAUAGGGGGGGAGAUCAACAAGUCCACCCAGAACCUCAUCAGAACCAUGGAGGAGGUGUCCGCGGACUGGGAGCGUGCGUCUCUGCGUCCGGACAGCCAGCCCAGCAGUGUGUUUAAGCAGAGCCCUCAGGGCGGAGCCUACGCCACCAACGGAGGUUUCAUCAACACCAACCUAGUGGCCGACCAUGAGUCCCAGGACUUUGAUGACCUCAUAUUUGCCUUAAAAACUGGAUCGGGCCUUAAUCUGAGCGACAACGAGUCGAUCCCCGGGAGCCAUGACGAUAGGAGUACGGCCCCGUCUCAGAUAGUAGAACUAAGACGUAUCCCCAUCGCAGACACACACCUCUAACCUCACACGUUUUUAUACCACAGAGAACAACACAAGUGUUUUUAUAUUUCUACUGCCUUUGCACUAAAACAUCACGUUUUUUUUAAUAGAGUAGUUUUGGUUUUUCGUCAGUUGUUUGAUGUCAUGAAAGCCGGUGAUGUUUUGGUCUGUUUUUAUAUGAAUAUAUCAAUGUGUUACUAAAUGAAUGUGUAAAGGUUCUCGACAGAGUUUUUUAAGCUGAUUUGAUCUUUCCUGGGUGUAAAUUCUUUUGUAUAGUUUUUAGGACAAAAGCCAGCACCCUCAAACCUGCUGCUAAGGUUUCUGUAACAUUGUUAAUAAAUAUUUCAACAGAUA